Gasterosteus aculeatus aculeatus (three-spined stickleback) is the source of this 2312-nucleotide messenger RNA. It is a transcript of the gene hspa8, whose product is annotated as heat shock protein 8. The record is from RefSeq and is a predicted model, not a curated record. Gene Ontology annotation, molecular function: ATP-dependent protein folding chaperone; ATP binding. Lineage: Eukaryota; Metazoa; Chordata; Actinopteri; Perciformes; Gasterosteidae.
CUGCUUAGUCGUAGAUAUAAAUAACUCCCGACAACGGCAUCUUGUACUUUUCCCUCCUCAUACCGGCAAGGACCAGCAAGCCUCGCUGCUGUCCAUUUCAACAAAUCCCCUUAAAACAAAUUCGGCUCCACAUUUCGGAAACAUGUCUAAGGGACCAGCAGUAGGUAUUGACCUUGGGACCACCUACUCCUGUGUUGGUGUGUUCCAGCAUGGCAAAGUGGAAAUCAUUGCCAAUGACCAGGGCAACCGGACCACACCCAGCUAUGUGGCCUUCACAGAUUCAGAGAGGCUGAUUGGCGAUGCUGCCAAGAAUCAGGUUGCCAUGAACCCCACAAACACCGUUUUUGAUGCUAAACGAUUGAUUGGUCGCAGGUUUGAUGAUGCCGUUGUGCAGUCAGAUAUGAAGCACUGGCCAUUUAAUGUCAUCAAUGACAACACUCGCCCCAAGGUCCAAGUAGAAUACAAGGGCGAGUCAAAAUCUUUCUACCCAGAGGAAGUCUCAUCUAUGGUGUUGACAAAGAUGAAGGAGAUUGCUGAAGCCUACCUCGGAAAAACGGUCAACAAUGCCGUGGUUACUGUGCCCGCUUACUUCAACGAUUCCCAGAGGCAGGCCACAAAGGAUGCUGGGACAAUUUCUGGCCUCAAUGUCCUGCGUAUAAUCAAUGAACCAACUGCUGCUGCUAUUGCCUAUGGACUGGACAAGAAGGUUGGCGCUGAAAGGAACGUCCUAAUCUUUGACCUUGGUGGUGGCACCUUUGAUGUGUCCAUCUUGACCAUUGAAGAUGGUAUCUUUGAGGUAAAGUCCACUGCCGGAGAUACACAUCUUGGUGGGGAAGAUUUUGACAACCGCAUGGUCAACCACUUCAUUGCUGAGUUCAAGCGCAAAUACAAGAAGGACAUCAGCGACAACAAGAGAGCAGUCCGUCGGCUGCGCACAGCAUGCGAGCGGGCAAAGCGCACCUUGUCUUCCAGCACUCAGGCCAGUAUUGAAAUUGACUCUUUGUAUGAGGGAGUCGAUUUCUACACCUCCAUCACCAGGGCUCGUUUUGAGGAGCUCAACGCCGACCUCUUCCGUGGCACCUUGGAUCCCGUGGAAAAGUCACUCCGGGAUGCCAAGAUGGACAAGGGGCAGAUUCAUGACAUUGUGUUAGUCGGUGGCUCAACCCGUAUCCCGAAGAUCCAGAAGCUUCUCCAGGAUUUCUUCAAUGGGAAGGAGCUUAACAAAAGCAUUAAUCCAGAUGAAGCUGUGGCUUAUGGGGCUGCUGUCCAAGCUGCCAUCCUCUCUGGCGACAAGUCUGAAAAUGUCCAGGACCUGCUACUUCUAGAUGUCACCCCUCUGUCCCUUGGUAUUGAGACUGCUGGAGGUGUCAUGACUGUGCUGAUCAAACGUAACACCACCAUUCCCACAAAACAGACUCAGACCUUCACCACCUACUCUGACAACCAGCCUGGUGUGCUCAUCCAAGUCUACGAGGGUGAGCGUGCUAUGACGAGGGACAACAAUCUGCUGGGCAAAUUUGAGCUGACCGGCAUCCCUCCAGCGCCCCGUGGUGUUCCCCAGAUUGAGGUGACUUUUGACAUUGAUGCUAAUGGCAUCAUGAAUGUUUCUGCUGUAGACAAGAGCACUGGCAAGGAGAACAAGAUCACCAUCACCAAUGACAAAGGUCGCCUGAGCAAGGAGGACAUUGAACGCAUGGUCCAGGAAGCAGAGAAGUACAAGGCUGAAGAUGACGUUCAACGUGACAAGGUGUCUUCUAAGAAUGCCCUGGAGUCUUAUGCCUUCAACAUGAAGUCCACUGUGGAAGAUGAAAAGCUUGCUGGCAAGAUUAGUGACGAUGACAAAACAAAGAUUUUGGAAAAGUGCAAGGAGGUCAUCAGCUGGUUGGACAAAAACCAGACUGCCGAGAGGGAUGAGUAUGAGCAUCAACAGAAGGAGCUGGAGAAGGUCUGUAACCCAAUCAUAACCAAGCUAUACCAGAGUGCCGGUGGUAUGCCAGAAGGCAUGGCUGGUGGCUUCCCUGGUGCUGGUGGUGCUGCACCAGGCAGCGGUGGAUCUUCUGGACCAACAAUCGAAGAGGUCGACUAAGAGUGGCUCACUUUAACCCGCUACUCCAGGAUGUCUCCAAGAAAGUAACCCUCUUAUAGCAGAAGUUCCAACGAGCUAUAGAGUGUAUUAAAAUGAAUAAAAGCUGGGUUCAGGAUCACACUUAUUGCAUGGUUUGCAACAACUUGUAGUUGGCGCUGUUGGUUCACAUGUGUGGGAAAUUGUUUUGUCACUGCCUUGACAAUAAAAAAAUAAAUCUUAGCCCUCC